AUGGCGAUCCGACAUCAAAACGGUCAGCCUUUCGGCGGAGGCAAAAACCGUCCUGCUUAUUCUCAAAAUGCCGGGUCUCUUCGACCAUCCACAAACGGCUCAGGACAAAGGCACAAUGGAUGGAACGGAAAUCAGAACUCCAAUCCGCGGCAUAAGAACCAAAACAACCGCAUGAACAAUUUCAUCCCCCAUCACAAUGUCAACUUCGAUGGUCGCUCACAAAACCACCCUCAACACAACAACUUCUAUCAAACCAAUGCCCACCACCGUCACAAUCAAAACCGGCGUUUCCAAAACCACCAAGGUGGUAACUUUACUCCUCCCCGCCAUGCUCAAAAUUUCCAAAAUCACACCAGUAGCGAGAACCUAGCUCCAUACCACAAUGGGUUCCAAGACCAUCUGCGCGUGCAAAACCACUCUCACUUUAUUCCCCGAGGUCCAAGAAACCCCAAAUGGCAAAACCGUCAAAACCAGGCAAGAACCAAGAAUCCAACCCUCGUCGAGCAAGCAGUUACUAAUCUCUUCGUACAGACAAAUCUCUACAACGCCGUCCACGACGUUGACAUGGUUGAUGCUUCAAAUCUUGAUACGGAUAUUGAAAUGCCCGACGCCCCUCCACUUGAAAGUUACUAUCCCGAAAAUCAGAUCAAUGACCCAGUAAGUCACUUCAAUCAAGCGGUCACCAACUAUACUAAUGCUGCCGGUCAUCACCAGGCCCUUCUCAUUGCUGAGGGUAUUGCUGCUGCGAACGCUAUGCUGUCUCGAAUUGAAUCUUUCAUCCGCACUGGCACGAUCAAUCAGCCAGUAUAA
Penicillium cataractarum is the source of this 810-nucleotide messenger RNA. RefSeq lists its product as uncharacterized. The record is from RefSeq and is a predicted model, not a curated record. The transcript has 3 exons. NCBI's taxonomy places the organism in Eukaryota, Fungi, Ascomycota, Eurotiomycetes, Eurotiales, Aspergillaceae. Bases 1 to 810 code for a protein of 269 amino acids.